AUGUUUAGACCAGUUGCUCGUUUAUCUUCAAGAAGAUUGUUUUCAGUUACCCCAAGAAGAUCCAAUUUGAUUGGUGAUUUAUACAUUCAACAUAUCAAAGCUUUCAAACCAAAAGCUUUGACUCAAGCUGAUAUUGACAGUGCAGUUAAAGCUUUCCAAUUACCAGCUAAACCAUCUGUUCCACAAGCAGAUGUCAAUGCUGAAGCUGUCAAAGAAUACGAAGCAAGCGAUGUUGAAACUGCUUCUCCAAGCACCGUUGCUGCUGAACAAACUAAAUCCGAUGAAGACUGGUUUGUUUUUGAAGAAGUUGAAGAAGCUGCUCAUUAG
Molecule: messenger RNA, 327 nt
Organism: Candida dubliniensis CD36
Lineage: Eukaryota; Fungi; Ascomycota; Pichiomycetes; Serinales; Debaryomycetaceae
Gene: ATP14
Product: F1F0 ATP synthase subunit h
Exons: 2
Coding region: 1-327 (108 amino acids)
Biological process (GO): proton motive force-driven ATP synthesis
Source: RefSeq, a predicted model, not a curated record